Ilex paraguariensis (yerba mate) is the source of this 561-nucleotide messenger RNA. The record is from the annotation of a GenBank genome assembly. NCBI's taxonomy places the organism in Eukaryota, Viridiplantae, Streptophyta, Magnoliopsida, Aquifoliales, Aquifoliaceae.
AUGGCGAGUGAGGGAGAUGAACAAGAGGUUGUAGUGAUCGAAGGAAGAGAGCGUCUUGAUGGAGUUGCAGCCCGGAUUGACGAGUGCCAGGCGCCUUGGGGGCUAUCCCAUGUGGCGAAUCAGGAAAGAAGGAGAGUUCUCUUCCCAAAAUCCUUCAAGAAGCUUCUUGAGUGGUGUCCGGAAUCCAUGGCGAGUGAGGGAGAUGAACAAGAGGUUAUAGUGAUCGAAGGAAGAGAGCGCCUUGAUGGAGUUGCAGCCCGGAUUGACGAGUGCCAGGCGCCUUGGGGGCUAUCCCAUGAGGCGAAUCAGUUAACCUAUACUGACAGAGAUGACGCUGACUUUGGGUUGUUGCAUGCCGCUACGGGAGUGAAGGCACUGGGCGCCGAAAGGGGGGGCGCUAACGCACUGGUCACUAAGGAGGUUGCUGAUGGGUGCGUAGUUGGGCGUGCAGGUGUGGCAGUUCAGGGGCAGGCUGGGGCUGCCUUGGGCGAGCAAGAGAGCGCCUUGAGCGAGCAAGUAGUCGAGUUAAAUGGAGGAGACCAUCCAGGCGAGCUAGCUCAU